AUGGAGUUGAAAUGUAUGGUACAGUCUUACGAUUGGGGCAAGCAUGGAAUCGACAGUACUGUUGCCACAUUGACAAAAUCUGCAAAUACAGAUUUUAUCCUAGAUGAAACUAAACCAUAUGCAGAACUUUGGAUGGGUACGCAUCCCAAUGGUCCAUCAUAUUUAAAAAAAGAAAAUAAAUCUCUUGACAGUUAUAUAAAAGAAAAUAAAGAAGUUUUGGGUGUAGCAGUCGAAGAAAAAUUUGGCAUUCAAUUACCUUUUCUUUUUAAAAUUUUAUCUGUUAACAAAGCUCUAUCGAUUCAAGCCCACCCAAAUAAGGAACGUGCUGUACAAUUACAUCGAUCUCAUCCAGAUAUAUACAAAGAUCCUAAUCAUAAACCGGAGUUAGCAAUAGCCCUAACACCGUUCGAAGCAUUAUGUGGAUUCCGUCCUAUUUCAGAAAUAAAACAAUAUUUAAAAUCUGUUCCGGAGUUACGUACUAUUAUAGGUGAAGACAAGGUACUUGAAUUGAUGACAAUGGAUGAAGCAGGGUUGCCUGCUGCACUAAAAAAAUGUUUUCAAAAUUUUAUUAAUUGUGAUCCUGGCGUAGUGGCGUUGCAAUUACGAAAGUUAUUAGAUCGCAUAGCGAGUUUAGAUGAAUCAACUAGACAAAUUUUGAAUGCUAAUUUGCUUGAGCGGUUACAUUCCGAAUAUCCAGGUGAUAUAGGCUGUUUUGGAAUUUAUUUAUUCAAUUUUAUAACAUUACAACCUGGAGAAGCUAUAUAUCUGGGACCAAAUGAGCCACAUGCUUACCUUUCUGGUGAUUGUGUUGAGUGCAUGGCGUGUUCUGAUAAUGUCAUACGAGCAGGUUUGACACCAAAACUUAAAGAUGUGACGACAUUAGUUGAAAUGUUAACGUACAACUGUGAACCAAGUUCAGCCAAACGAUUUCAACCGUCACGAGAAGACGAAUGUUCUGAGAUCUUUCGACCUCCUGUACCUGACUUUGCUGUUGUCAAAAUUACCAUACCUCCGGGAAGAGCAUUGUAUAAUCUCAUUCCGAGGAGUACAGCAAGUAUUCUCAUCAUAAUUAAUGGAAAGGCAGAAAUAUCACCGUUGAAAAUUCUCAAUCGAGGUUCGGUACUUUUCAUCCCGGCAAAUGAGAAAGUGAUCGUAAAGGUGCUAUGUGGAUGCCAUCCCAUGCUGAUGUUCCAGGCAUUACCAAAUGUUUGAAAAACAAGUGGAUCUCUAAUGGACUUUUGAUUAUGUCCUAUCAAGGAUAGCAUGUUUUCAAUAAUCAUGGCCGAAUAGUGAAAAUGAAACACAUCUUUGUCCCUUAACUUUUAUUAUAAACGUAAAAUUCUUCAUAACAUCUCUUAAAGUAACCGAGAUUUUUUUACAUUAUGAAAUAUUCUAUCGAAUUUAUAUUUCUCAUAAUUUUUUUUUUUUUUUUUAAAUAAUAGCAAAUAGCUAAGCACGUACAUUUUUUAUCUCUAGGUUAUCCGAAACGUUUGUGAAAAAUGUGUACUGCAUAUAGUGUUCACAUCAAACUAAAAGAAUAACGUUAAUGUUGUUUUUGCCCUAACAUAUCUAGUUAAAGAAGUUACGAAGAAACAUCAUCUGUGAAAUUUAGUGAAACAGUCAAGGUACUAGGAGAUAACAUGCCCAAAUUCCAUUUGUAGUGAUGACAUUAGUAAUUAAAAUAUUUCUUAUACUACAAGCCGUGUAAUAGAUGUUACUAGUCAUUACAGUUUUAACCCAUUGCACUAUUCGGAACCUCGGGAAAUGUCAGGCCAAAUGCGGCUGCCUAGAUUGUCGCGGUGAAAGGCGAGCGGUGGAGCGCGCGUGCCGAAACUUGAGACCUAUUCUUACCAUCGAGCGCAAAUGAGUCAUGCCCGUAUUUACUUCACGCGAUGAAACUCUUGUGAAAUUCAAAUGAAUUUGAAUCAAAAACUUUAAAAAAAUACUUUAGUUAUUACAUAAGAUGAAAACAAAUUCUGAUUAAUUAUAAUAAUAUAAUUAAUUACUAACAAAAUAAAAAUAUGUAAAACCAAAUCCACGGUAGUAGUAUUUGAACAUCAAACCUAAAACUGAAAAACGCAAUUUAAAUAAAAUAUUAAAUAUCAACAAAUUAUUAAAUUGAAAAAUACUUAUAAGUAUAAAUUUAAUAUUCUUGCAUGGUAUGAUAUAUUCUAAAGCAUUCCGGUACAUACUUGGUCCAAAACUAAGACGACGAGUCAGACUCGUGAUAUUCAUGUUCGACCUGAAAUGUCGAGUACGAGUCAAGCUCGUGAUAUUCACGUUUGGUCUGGAACUGAACAACGAGCCCGACUCGUGACAUCCGUGUUUGGCCUAAAAUUUUCAUCAAGAGUCAGACUCGUCAAUAUAGUGCAAGGGGUUAAGCAGUUGAUUAUUGAGACUAAGCCUUUUUAAAGUGUACAUAUUAUUUGAAAUAUAUUUAUUUAUCGGCAGAUUUUAACCAGAACUUUAUUAUUUUGAUAAAAUAUCAAUCCGCUUCCAAUCGAGUUCAAAUUCUAAUGUAGAUUAAUCUAUUAUAAGGUACUUAGAAAUCUCGAAUGGCAACAUGUUUCACGAAAAACAUAUGUAUACAAAACAAAAUUGCUAAAAAAUGCUUAUGUUUUUACUGGUGUAGUAUUGAAAUAUGGCUGGUAUAUGUACAAAAACAAUUCACUUGUAUAUUUGCAGAUAGCAGAAAUAAAACGUUUAAAGGAUGGAAUAUAAAA
This is a messenger RNA of Cephus cinctus (wheat stem sawfly), 2723 nucleotides long. RefSeq names its product mannose-6-phosphate isomerase (gene Mpi). Lineage: Eukaryota; Metazoa; Arthropoda; Insecta; Hymenoptera; Cephidae. Gene Ontology annotation, biological process: GDP-mannose biosynthetic process; carbohydrate metabolic process. The coding region runs from base 1 to 1212 and encodes 403 amino acids. Gene Ontology annotation, cellular component: cytosol. Gene Ontology annotation, molecular function: mannose-6-phosphate isomerase activity; zinc ion binding. The transcript has 5 exons. The record is from RefSeq and is a predicted model, not a curated record.